Molecule: messenger RNA, 6606 nt
Organism: Calypte anna (Anna's hummingbird)
Lineage: Eukaryota; Metazoa; Chordata; Aves; Apodiformes; Trochilidae
Gene: RAPGEF5
Product: Rap guanine nucleotide exchange factor 5
Exons: 26
Coding region: 432-3008 (858 amino acids)
Biological process (GO): positive regulation of GTPase activity; Ras protein signal transduction
Cellular component (GO): plasma membrane
Molecular function (GO): guanyl-nucleotide exchange factor activity
Source: RefSeq, a predicted model, not a curated record
CUCCUCCGUGGAUAGGGCGUCUGUGCUGGGCACAGGACACCGGCAGGGUGGGGGGCACGGCCGGGGCGGCGGUCCCCGAGAGCAAAGGAGUUAACAGGACCUUCUGCCUCUUCCCGCCUGCACCUCCUCCACCCGCCUCAUUACCUGCCCUUUAUCACCGCCGGGGCCGCGGCAAGGAGCGAGAGAGGCGGAGGGCCGCCAGGCCUUUCUGCGCCCGGGGCUGCCCGCCCGCCCGCCCGGCGGGGCCGCGGAGUGCGGGGGAAGGUGUGCCAGCCUCCUGCCUGCGAGCCUCCUGCCUGCGAGCCUCCUGCCCGCCUGUGGGUGGGAGCGGGGCUGGGGCAACGCGAGGGGAAGGCGGGCAGGCAGAGCGGGCGGGCGAACGAGAGAGUGAGUGAGUGGCUCUGCGCGCCGCAGCCCGGCAGGGAUGCGGCAUGGCCGUGGGCUCCGUGAAGAUGCCGUCGCCGUGUGAAGGCGCGGAGCUGGCCCGCAGCUGGAACCCCGGCGGCGGAACCCAUGAGCCGCCGCCGGUGCAGCUGCGGCAGAAGCUGCGGGAGCUGCCAGCGCUGCUGCGGAGCGGGCUGACGCUGCGGAGGAAGAGCGCUGCCGCCGCCGGCCGGACCCUGUCCAGAAGAAUUUCAAAUCCCUAUUUGGAAACUUCUUCAAACAAGAUUUAUGGAGAAAGUUCCUCUUGUGCUGGGAGAGCUCUCAGAAAUAUUUUCACUCUACAAGCAUCUGACCUGAUUAAAGACAGGGUGUACCUAACUGGCAUUUGCAGGAGAAGCUGUGUUGGAUCAGAACUGGUAGACUGGCUUUUGGAGCAGUGCCCUUUUGUUAAGUGCAGGUCUACAGCAGCUGGAGUGUGGCAGCUCCUCCUGGAUAUGGGCAUUAUCUUAUCAGUGGACAGACAACUCUAUUUUCAAGACACUCAUGCUUUCUAUCAGUUCUCAGCGGAUGAAUGUACCUACCUUUUCUGUGAAUUUGAGAAAGAGGAAGAAUGGAAGAAUGGAGUAAAGCUCCUACUUCAACUGCUGCCAUUGUCUCCUCCCAGGAUUGACAUGUGUACUCUGCCUGAUCAAAAAAUAGAAGAUACGGCAGAAACUGAUGCUGAAAUUCUUGCUCGUCUCACUUCUGCGGUACAGAGAGAACUGGCUGCUGUCAUUGCCUUGAAAGCAAGGAAGUCAGCAAUUCAUCAAAAUGAAGAAAAUAGCAGACAAGAAACAAGAGGACUAGAAGAGCUCAAGGAUACCUCUGAUGCUCAGGCAGGAGUUUUGUGCAAGCUUCAGGGAAGAGAUGACAUCGGACGGAUCGAGCUGGUCCAGAAGCUGGCGAGAGAGAACUGCCAGUUUUUGCAGGCGGAUAGAAAGCCAUCGGAGAAGGCAGAACAAGCGGCCGAUGGAGGCGGCGGCGAGCGGUGGCGGGAGGAGGCCGGCGCAGCGCUGGUGCUGCGGAAGGUGUGGUCACGCAGCCCGGCCCCCGAGCGGCGCGGGAGAUACGUGGUGGUGUCGGGGACGCCGGAGAAGAUUUUGGAGCAUCUCCUCAGCGACCUGCACCUGGAGACCGCCCAGGACAAAGAGACGGAAACUCUACUGGAUGACUUCCUUCUCACGUACACAGUCUUCAUGACGACUGAUGACUUGUGCCAGGCACUUCUGAGGCACUAUUGUGCUAAGAACCACCAAGGGAAAGAAGACGACUCUGAUGUGUCCUGUAGGAAGCGAAAAGUUUUGCAUUUGGUGUCUCAGUGGACUUCUCUCUACAAAGACUGGUUACAUGAAGAUGAGCAUUUAAAGCAAUUUUUAAAGACAAUAUACAGGAAUGUAUUAGAUGAUGUGUAUGAAUAUCCCAUUCUUGAGAAGGAACUGAAAGAAUUUCAGAAGAUACUUGGGAUGCAUCGUCGCCACACUGUAGAUGAGUAUUCACCACACAGAAAGUUCAGUCUAAAGGAGAACUGGCUGCAGCACAGAGGAUCCGUGAAUGAAACAGAAGAAAUGUUCUGCCGUGUGUAUAUAACAGAGCACUCCUACGUCAGUGUGAAAGCUCAAGUAUCUACUUCAGCUCAGGAGAUACUGAAGAUUGUAGCAGAAAAGAUCCAGUAUCCAGAGGAGGAGUUGGCGCUGGUGACAGUCACGUUCUCUGGCGAAAAACAUGUACUACAACCAAAUGACUUGGCUAUCUCAAAAUCUUUUGAGUCAUCCAGUCGUAUGUUUGUCUACCGUAAAGAUCUGACUGAUUCUUUGAAUCCAUUUGGUGAAAAUGAGGAAUUGCAGCAAAGAUCUGUGAGAAUUUUGGGAAUCAACACCUGGGAUCUUGCUUUGGAACUAACAAACUUUGACUGGAGCCUCUUCAAUGCAAUUCAUGAGCAAGAGCUGAUAUACUUCACGUUCAGCAGACAAGGCAGUGCUGAAAACACUGAGAAUCUCAGUCUUCUUCUUCAAAGGUGCAAUGAGGUCCAGCUUUGGGUUGCCACUGAGAUCCUCCUCUGCAGCCAGCUCUGCAAACGUGUACAGCUGGUCAAGAAGUUCAUCAAGAUUGCUGCCCACUGUAAAGCCCAAAGAAAUCUGAAUUCAUUCUUUGCUAUUGUUAUGGGUCUCAACACUGCAUCUGUCAGCCGGCUGUCUCAGACCUGGGAGAAAAUUCCUGGGAAGUUCAAGAAACUUUUUACUGAACUUGAAAGCCUGACGGACCCUUCUCUGAAUCACAAAGCCUACAGAGAUGCAUUCAAGAAAAUGAAAUCUCCAAAAAUCCCUUUCAUGCCCUUACUUCUGAAAGACGUAACAUUCAUCCAUGAAGGAAAUAAAACUUUUCUGGAUAACCUGGUUAACUUUGAAAAGCUGCACAUGAUAGCAGAUACUGUUCGAUCAUUGAGACAUUGCAGAAAUAACCAGUUUGGCAAUGAAGUUCCUUCAAAAGAUCAUCACGAGCUGAAGCCAUACGUCCAUCACCUGCAUGUCAUUGACAACCAGCAAGCUCUGUUUGAGCUUUCUCACAGGAUAGAGCCGCGAGUGUGAGCGUACACAGCUUCGUAUAACCUUGUAACUGCAGCACUUUGAAUUAAGUGAAUGUUUAUGCCAAGCAUGUUGCUUCCCUAAAUGAGAACAGUUUACUGAGUUUUAUCAGUAGCUCACACAACAUGCACAGGAAAAUCAGGCAAGAGCCAGCAAAGGAGCUGCUCACAGAAUUGCAAGGCAAGAUUGAUGCCAUCCCUGCUGGUCACCAGGACAGGAGGGAGCAGAGCAGCAUCCUUUGAGCUCAGGAGCUUGAUUUCUGUGAAAGUAUUGUUUGGUCCAGUGUAGCUUUCAAUGCAGAUUCUGCCAGUAUUAGAAUGAAAGGAGACGUCUUGUCACAGCAGCAAAACAUUUCAGCAAGCAACAUGCCGCAAGGAUUCUCAGUUCACCACAGUAUGUACCUCACUAAUUCAAGGCUGCCAAAGUAUUGUUGCCAAAAAUACUGUGCAAUCUGUGCAGCUCCCCUGAGUCAACUGGAGCAUCUUAUUUAAGAUAAGAGCAGACAACCAGGAAUGGGAACAUAAAAAGACAGACAGUGCCUCAGAUGAAACUCAAGGGCGUGUAGUGAUGUGGAGGUCAGCAGUAAACAGUUCACACUGUUACAGCUCCUUUGGAACUUGCUUUAUAAAAGACAGUGUAAGAGGCAGCCCACUUUUGUAACAAUCUAUGGACACAAUUGUUUGUACACUGAAAACAUAUUAUUUUCUUCCUUUUCAGUUUUCUCAGAUUUGGCACCAGCUCUUGCAGUUAGCGUGCUAUAAAUUAUUAUUAUAGCAGGAGCUUUGUUUUCUUCGUGGAUUACAUUCUCCAUGGUGUCUGUUCAGAGGCAAUGCCUAGGUCAACUUACAUACCUAACUCAAUUCCUGGAAUUUUUUUUUCAGCAGGUAAAACUUCACCCAACUUGCACACACCUCUGGUUUUUAAGGAAAAAGAGGGCACACCUUACAGGGUACCAGUGUAAUUACCUGCAUACACACCAGCCCCUCAGCAUCAGGGUCCCAUUACUGCUUCUGUCCCUCUCACACCCCUCUCCACACCAAUUCUCAUGUACUUAGAAGUCCUACUUCUGGGUUUAUAGAGAGACAACAUUUCUAAAGUCUUAUCUACAGCUGACCUACAUUGAAGCACCACCAUCACCACACCUCUGUUUUCCAGCACUAAGAAUUUGCCCCAAAAUAAUGCAGUGAAUUCCACAGGUGCUGUGCAGUGUGUGCUACACAGCCUGGCACAUGUUUGUACACUCAGUGAUGGGAACUGUCCCUUUGCAGAGCAGGGAGGACAUUGCAUUGCAUUCCCAUCUUUGUUGUAUGUUUUCCACAUGAGGAAAAACACUUCCAAGAAGAUGCUCCCUUGUUGAAAUGUGGGAAUACGGAAGCAGCAUGCUCUUCAUCAUUGUGUUAUCUCUGGUUUAAAGCAGCUUUAAUAAGUAGUCUGUGGGGGAAUCUGUAGAAUGCUUUCGGUUUUCCCAUCUGUGAAAUAUUGUAUAGAUCUAUUGUAAAGGAAACAGAUGUUUCAGAAAUGUAUUUGCUUGUACUUUGUUAUUAUCAAAUACUAUAUGAUUUUUUUUUUUUAGAAAAAAAAUCCUCUUUUUACCCAGUAAAAAGAAAAAAAAUAAACUCUUGCUGGCCAUGGAGUAAAAUUUCCUAUGUUUUUCUGUAGAUGUGACUGCACAUAUUGUAAAUAACUCUUUUUUGUGCAAACAGACCAAAACUGUUCAGAUGAGAAUUUUCUGGCUGUGUUGGGCUCCUUUUUGCAGUAUAAGAACACAAACUAGAUACAAUUUGCUGCUUGUGUUAUUGCAGUUCUUCCUCUGGCUACAGCACCCUCCAAAUCCCCACCCUAGGUGCAUUACCUUGGUGGUUUGCUGGUUUUUCAGCUCCCCCUUGUGAAAUCUUUUUAUCGUGGCAUUAUUUUUAUCACCCUAUAUGCAGACCAGCCUGAAUGCUUUAUUGCAUGUGCUGUAUCACUCUAGUCCACAGGUUGUUCUCUUAAAAUCUAUGGGAGAGGGACCAUGAGAAAGCAGUGAGGGUGACAGAGUGGGCCUGUUUCUUAGUUCACUGUGUCUGUCUCUGUUGUGGGUGUUACCACUGAUGAAGCAGCAGCAGUGCCAGGGAAGAAUAAAAGGCGAGAUCAGAGGAGGAGGAAGAAAAGAAAGAAAAAAGAAAACAGAAGGCAAAAGAUGAGUCUCAACUCAGGCUGCGAUUUGAAAGCAUGCCAGAGCCACCUUGAAGGCUCCUCAAUUUGCCAGUUCAAACCAGUUGCAGUAGAUGGAUGGAUUUGACAUCUUACCAUUAGGAUUCAAGCCAGCUGAGGUAUUGGCUGUCUCCACUGCUGUAACUUUAUCCUCAAUCAAGAGAUUUCUGCCCCUUGCAGCUGGCAUAAGCAGCCAGCAUUAACCUCUUUAACUGUACUGUGGCUAAUCAAACUACUGUUAAAACUUUACAAGCUCAUUUUCACAGUGACCUGUAUAAUUAGGAUGUAACUUUCUGGUCUGAGGGGCCACUUUGGAUGCAUCAAUUUCACAUUGAAAAUAGAGAUUGUGUAACUUUAAAAAAAAGGCAAAUAGUACAAAUCUGCAGCUAAAAUGCCUAAUAAAAAAGGCUUGCCAGAGUUUUUUCAGCAGGUAAAGCAUUGCAGAACUGGGCUACAAACUGUCAAGCGGUUUGAAGGUGUAGUGGUUGGGAGGAGAACAUAGGGAAUAAACCCUAUGAAAGAGAGGGGAACACUGCAGAGCCUCUACCAGGGUCCAGCAGCGGUGAUAUUUUGUGAUUUUAAAAUCUUUCAACAGAGCAAUUUUGUUGCAGAGGAUAAAAUCCAUUAAUUUUAUAGGUUCAUGUUUUUCACAGUCACACCUGGGGUUAAAUACUCUGGAUAUUUUCCUUAGUAGCUAGGAGGAGUAAUUAGGCAGAACAAAGAAAAAAGCUGGGUCACUUUAUUCUUCUUUAAUGUGGGGUUUUGUUGUAUGUAGAUGCUUCUAUGACACAUCUUUUUGAUUCUAGCCCAAUUUCAGAUAGAAAUAAAUUGCAUUUGCAUGACAGUGGCAAAAAAAAAAAAAAAAGUUAUCAGAAAUAGUGAGCUGCUGUAAAAUUACAAAGAAAGGUGUAAAUACUAAGCAUUUUAGCAGAUAAAUAUUUAUUUGCAUAGCCUAUUUAUUUUCAUCUUACACUAUUAAGAUAUACUAGGAUGAAGUCAAUGAGCUGAGGUAAGAACACCUGCCUGUUCCAUUCUCUCUGAGUGCCAUAAUGCUGUCAGCUUGCAUUAAAAGUAAUAAAAUAGAAAACCCCAAAUCAAGGUAUUUACCUAACUUCUCAGGGACUACAGCUUGCAGUUAUCCACCUUUAUGAGACCUGGUAUGUAUGAAAUAAUCUGAUUUACCAGAAUCAACGUUGCCAAUGUUUUCCUUUUCAUAUUUUAUGCUUGUCUGCCUCUGUACAUAUUAUUGUGUUGUGUAUUUAUGAGAGCUAGUAAGCAAUAAUUUAUAUGUCUAAAUGGCCAAGCAAUACAAGGUUAAAACUUGUAGAAGCAACUGUUAAACAUUUAUCUUGCAUUUUCCAGUGUUUUUUAAUAUUGCUUUUCAAAAUAUAAAAACUACCUUAAUGAA